Messenger RNA from Frankliniella occidentalis (western flower thrips), 1928 nucleotides. RefSeq lists its product as uncharacterized. Gene Ontology annotation, molecular function: protein binding. NCBI's taxonomy places the organism in Eukaryota, Metazoa, Arthropoda, Insecta, Thysanoptera, Thripidae. The transcript is spliced from 8 exons. Bases 192 to 1718 code for a protein of 508 amino acids. The record is from RefSeq and is a predicted model, not a curated record.
AAUAGAAUGUUGGCAAGACUGAUUUAUCCUUAGGUUGGCACUCAGGCAGCCGAAGCCGAAAUUUCGAAAAGAGUGCGACGAUAAGCUAAUUUCCUAAUUGGAAUUCAAUUAUUUAAGUUAACUCAGCAGACCUUUUUUUCUCACCGGAAGGUCAACCAGCUGCCACCUCGUAUAAAGAGAAACCUGCACUGAUGCUGACUAGGUCACGGAAAAAGGCGACGAUGUCGGCGCUCCUACCGGCUCCGGCUCCCAUGAAGGAUUUACUCGACAAAAUGACGCUCCUCUCGCUGCGCGACCAGGAUCUGCUGCAGGUCCUCUCCCACCUGCACGCCAAGGACCUGGGCGCCGCAGGGCGGGCGAGCCCCCGGUUGGCCGCGCUCACCAGAUCGCACCCGUCGCUGUGGAAGGACUUGAAAGGAAGCGCAGAGUUUGACAACGUCGAGGGACUCCUGAGCCUCUUGCGAGUGGCGCCGCCAGUAGACCGAUUGUAUGUUUACUUGGCUCCUUACACACACGCCUCAGAAGUGAAUUCCAUUCGCUCUUCCAGGGAGUGGAGGCCUCCUAUUCCGGUGGAGGUCGUUGUCAUAACGGCGACAGUGUCCGUUCCGGACACAAAGUGCUGUGCCACCGUCCUCCGAGAGCUUGGGCGCCGCCUGGAGGAGAUGGAGAUCUCAGGUCUGGGGCGCGGUCUGAAGGCGAUCUUCAGGAGCCUGCGACACGCCACCUCUCUACGGAGCCUGCGGCUGCGCUUCCAGUCCUAUUUUAGCGAAUGUGACUUCAGGUGGCCGCAAGCGCUGGUGCUGCCCAGGAUGCACACCGUGGCGCUGGACUUUGAAGGACAGGGAUUCGUGGGCAGAGUUUACGAUUGUGACGAAGACGAGGAAGACGAAGAGGAAAACGUGAUCCACUACACUGAGACCGAACCCACCUUGCUGGAAGCCCUCCGCUCGCUGCUGCUCGCACACAGUCAACAACUUCAGCACGUGAAGCUGCAAUCGGCUCGGCUGCUGCCGCUCGUGGACUCCUGUGGGAGCACCCUCAGGCAGCUGAGCGUGGAGGUGGGACCGUGGGUGGGUGCUGAACUGCGGCAUCUGAGAGGACUCAACCGCCUCUCCGUCUUCGCGGAGGACGGCGACGAGGCCGACGCGACCCCGGUCCGCAGGUUGUUGCAGACGUGUCGCUGCCCUGUGCUGGAGCGCCUCGACCUCAGCCUCUGCAACGAUCAGCUGAUGAGAGACCUGGGCGCCGGCGCCCUCGCCAGCCUCCAGUGCCUGUGGGUGUCCGGGGCCCGCGCUUCCUGGCGGCAGGAGUCCCUGGAGGUGGCGCUAGCGGGCCUGCCCAACCUACGGUCGCUCGGCGUCCUGGGGCUUCAGGGCCGCACCCCAGGCCCGGCCCAGAUGAUAUCUCGACUAUCUAACGCCGCCAUCCCCAAGCUCGGCGUCGUUGUCUUCGUGGAUAGCGUCACGUGUAAAUCGGACACGGUGACUGACUACUUGGGCUUUAGAGACCUCAGGGACAUGGUGCUCCGCGCCCCCAUGCAGCUACACGUUGUGGCUGUAUUUCAUCUCUGGAAUGAACGAAAGAGACACUUCCUGUUCUCCAGGCACUCCACGGUCGAGUCCGUCGUUGCGUCGUGUACGUUGUGCGCCGAGGCGGGUGAUAUUGGGAUUCUCAGUGAAUUUAAGGAUAUUCCAUUUGAGCGUAUUCAACUUGAGUAGAGAAAGUGCGAGAGUAUUCUUUCUAGAGCGGCAGAGAUGAUAUGAAUUGUCUUCAUCGUUAUUUGAUGGCCCAAGUGGUUACCUAUGUAUGUUCUCUGCAAAAGCCAGCACAAGAUCUUAGAAAAUGAUUUAUUUUUACACAUCUGUGUUAUUCCUUUAAGUUAAUAAUUGCACUUUUGAUGUGGAAAAGUGUUUUCCGUUUGGUUUUCU